Molecule: messenger RNA, 2345 nt
Organism: Polypterus senegalus (gray bichir)
Lineage: Eukaryota; Metazoa; Chordata; Cladistia; Polypteriformes; Polypteridae
Gene: flad1
Product: flavin adenine dinucleotide synthetase 1
Exons: 8
Coding region: 154-1731 (525 amino acids)
Biological process (GO): FAD biosynthetic process
Molecular function (GO): FMN adenylyltransferase activity
Source: RefSeq, a predicted model, not a curated record
CGCAUUUGAGUACCAACCAUUUUGAGUACGUAGUACGUACAGUUUUUCCUGACAACGCUGAAGUUUUUUUUUUUCCUUCAAUUACGGAUUUCAUUCCUAUAAUGUGUGUCAUGGAUUGCCAGUGAUCUCUUUGUGUACUACAAACUGCAUUUAAUGUUGCACAGUGUUGCACGAAACGUGGUUCGAGUCCAGAGACUGAGUGGCCAUUUCACUGCUAUGGCAGAUUUUGCUAUGGGGCCUUCUUCCAACAACAUCAAUACAAAUGAGUCACAAAAAAAUGUGAUUACUGCUGGAAUCGUCAUCAUAGGGGAUGAAAUUCUUAAGGGCCACACGCAAGACACAAACUCAUUCUUCAUGUGCAAAAAAUUGCGUUCACUGGGGGUCAUUGUACAACGUGUGACAGUUGUGCCGGAUGAUGUUUGUGCAAUUGCAGAGGAGAUUGCCACCCAGUCUCAGCGUUUCACGUAUGUGCUUACUUCAGGGGGCAUCGGGCCUACUCAUGAUGACAUGACAUUUGAGGGAGUGGCACGUGCAUUUAGUGAACGUCUCCAACCAAACCUUGAGCUGACAAAACUAGUGGAAACCUUCUUUGGUACUUUAGACCCUAGUAGGGCAGAAAUGAAACUUGCAAUGGUGCCUGAAUCUUCAAAAUUGAACUAUGGUACAGACCCUAAGACUGCACAGCCUCUUCGAUACCCUUUAGUGAGUGUACGCAAUGUCUACAUCUUUCCUGGAAUCCCUUCACUGCUAGAAAAAGCUCUUAAUGGACUUCAGCACCUUUUUGCUAAUACCGGUACUGUUUUUAAUUUUCGAGAAAUAUUUGUGAAUGCUGAUGAGGUUGCAUUAGCCCCUCUUUUGGGUCGAGCAAACGUCCUUUUCCGAAGAUAUGUGAGCCUGGGCUCAUAUCCUGAUUGGGUUAAUAAUUACUAUCGUGUAAAGCUCACCCUAGACUCUGAUUGUCUUCAGCGACUUGAAGAGGCCUAUGAGUAUCUACUGGAGAAUUUACCACAUGGCAGUGUAAUACCAAUUGUGAAGGAUCCUGUAAGUGUGGCUGCAAAAGAAGUCUACUCUCUGGCCCACAGUGGUUCUGCUCUUGGUCAUAAGGUGGCAGCAGCUUUACAGACAAUUGAAGAGGCUCUUGGUCAGUAUAGCUUGUCAGAGAUCUGUGUGGGGUUCAACGGAGGCAAAGACUGCACUGCCUUACUGCAUUUGUAUCAUGCAGCCCUCCAGAGGCGUUUUCCUGAUAUCAAAAACAAGUUACAGGUGAUAUAUAUCAGGAUAAUAUCUCCUUUCCCAGAAAUGGAACGCUUUAUUCAGGACACCAUUAAGAGGUACUCCUUCCAGAUUUUUACUGUUCAAGGAAACAUCCGCCAAGCCCUUAGUGAUCUUCAAUCUGAGCACCCUGAGCUGCAAGCAGUCCUUAUGGGAACACGACGGACUGAUCCCUACUCACGGACAUUAACACCACUAUGUCUAACAGACCCAGGCUGGCCAAAAUAUAUGAGAGUGAAUCCUUUGCUGGACUGGACAUAUCAUGACAUUUGGGAAUUCUUACGGACCUUAUAUGUGCCAUAUUGUAUCUUAUACGAUAAAGGAUACACUUCCCUGGGUAGCAUGGACAACACCUUGAAGAAUCCAGCUCUGCAGUUUUUUGAUGAGAAAGGUGUUGUGCGUUAUAGGCCAGCCCAUGAACUGCAGAAUGAGGAAGAAGAACGAACCUCCAGAAAGUAGUAUGAGUACCCUGCCAUUGGAUUAUAAUGCCAGUUAAUAGAUCAGCACAUCCUCUAUACAGAAGUGGGAAAUGUGCUUAAAGAGUGUUAUGGUCACAUUUUAGUUGGAAACAUGUCAAAGAGUGUAUGUAUUUCUUGAGAUUCAAAAACACUAAUUGCAGCAGACAUGGUUGAUGCAUAAGAAAUCAAUAUUAAUGUGUCUUCUGCAAAAGUAAUCAGAUAUAGUUAUUUAUUUAACAAAUGUUGCCAGAGUAUUAAGGAUCCCCAGCAGCAAUGCUUCACCUGUUUUGAUGACAAGGAGGAAAAAUGUUUUCAACAGCUGCCUGUCUUUGUUGUAGACAAGUAUUCUUGACUUGAAGAGGCCAAACAACAUACGCAGUGUGGGUACAGUUAAGAAGGCACAAUGGUACUUAAUCCUCGAGGGUUGUCAGCUGCAGUUUUCUUCUCUGAAGAGACAACAGCUGUCCUUACUGCUAUACCUCCAGAAAAGGACUUUUAUUGGACACAAUUGAAAGAUUUCGAUUGGAAGGUAUCACCUUUAAAUCCAUGCAUUCCAAUUUAAAAUAAUGCUUACAUCGGUAAAUAUCAAUUAGCAAAACAAUAAAAAUAUUAUAU